GAGUAUUUCAAAUUUAUCAACAAAACAACAAAAAAUGCUGUCUGUAAAGAAACCUUGAGGAAGUUUCCUCUUCCCCCAACUCCAAUCAAUGUUGUUCAUCCACCGCACUUCUAAAAUCUUUCUAUCAAUCUCAUGCUAUUAUGUACUCCAUUGUCCUUUCAUGAGUCUUAAUUACGUUGAAUUUUAGCUACCCAAUUCACUUUUCUGUCUAUUUCUUUUACUGUUGUGAUUCUUUCUCACUAAAUUCAAUUGACUUGCUCCUACCAUUACCAAUUUGUGCUCUCAUUCUGUCACUUUCUUGUAUUAGUUGUAUUCAUUAUUCAUUUUCAUUCACACUUUCGAGUCCUUACUCAAUUGAAUCAAUCAAUCAAUAAAUGCUUGUCAUUUAGUACCAUUUCUUCCCUUAUUAUAAUUGUUUUUUUCAAAAUUCAAAGAAAUUUGCAACUACCCACUUCAAUUUUGAUUGAAUCUCGUUGUUGGUUUGAUUUUGUUGCUGAUAAAUUUCAUUCUGGAAUUGGGUAUCUUUUGAUUUAUUGGUAUUGAAUAUUGAUCAUGUAUGUUACCAAGUUUCAAUCUCUCUUUUGGGUAUUGUUUGCUUUGUGUUUGAUAAAAUGCUCCUUAGAGUUUGACCCAGCAGAUAAUUACCUCAUAAACUGUGGAUCACCCACUAAUGUUUCAGUGUAUAAUCGUAUUUUCUUGGGUGAUUCAAGCCUGAAAUCUAGUGUUGUUCUUUCAACAUCUCAAAAAAUUUGGGCUAAUAUUAGCUCAAAUUCAAUUCCAUUUUCAUAUUCUUCAGAUCUGUAUAAAACUGCCCAAAUCUUUACUGGAAGCUCCAAUUACACAUUCCCUGUAUCAAAACAUGGUUACCAUUGGAUUCGCCUUCAUUUCUUCCCCUUUGUGUAUCAAAACUAUAAUCUCAGCCAUGCUAGAUUUUCAGUUUCUGUCAUGAAUUUCACCCUUUUGAGUAAUUUCCAAUUACAUGAAACCAUUCCUGUGGUUAAGGAGUAUUCUUUGAACAUAACCUCAGGUAAACUUGUUCUCAAUAUAAGCCCUUCACCGAAAUCCUUUGCAUUCUUAAAUGCCCUAGAAGUUGUUUCUAUCCCUGAUGAAGUUAUCCCAGAUAGUGUUAAGAUCAUUGAUCCUUCUGGUUCUAGUGAAAGCCUUGUGCACCAAGCCUUGCAGACAGUGUAUAGGGUGAAUAUGGGAAAUAUUAGUGUUAACCCUCAAAACGAUACCCUUUCGAGGCAAUGGGUACCGGAUGGACCCUUCUUAAAGUCUCACAAUCUAGUCCAGUUCUUGUCGAAUCCACAAACAGUUAAUUACACUGAAGGUGGCCCAACUCCAGAAAUUGCACCUCCUUCCGUUUAUGGCACUGCUAGUAAGUUAGACACUGAAUCUGAUCCCAAUUUGAUUGUUAAUUUGACUUGGAAUUUCAAUGUUGAUCUGGGGUUUAGAUAUCUGUUUCGAUUCCAUUUCUGUGAUAUCUUUAGCAAGGCCCAAGGACAGCUUAUGGUUAAUGUUUAUAUCAAUUCUUGGUAUGCUUAUAAACAUCUUGAUCUUAGUGAGAAAACAUCAAAUAAGUUGGCUUCACCUUAUUACCUAGAUGUUGUGAUGAAAGAAAUUCAUAGUAAUUACAUCUCUGUGAGUGUUGGGACUGCUAGUGAUGUUAAUUACCCUAAUGCCUUUCUUAAUGGGCUUGAGAUCAUGAAAAUUAGUAACUCUAAAGAUUUUCUUGAUGUUGUUGAUUCUUCAAAGUCAAGUUCUAAGGUCACCACUGGUUUGAUUGUGGGUAUAGCAGUUGGGGCUGUGCUCAUCUGUGUGAUUCUAGCUUUAGCUUUCUUCCUUGUGAUCAGAAGGAGAAAACGGACACAUUUAGACGUGAAUGGUAACAAAAUCAAUGGAACCGGAGAAUCCGGUUACUACUUCUCUCUUGCUGCCAUUAGGAAGGCAACUGAUAAUUUCAGUGAUGGCUUGGUCAUUGGAUUAGGAGGUUUUGGGAAGGUUUACAAAGGGGUAUUGGACGACGAUAGAGAGGUUGCCGUUAAGAGGGGCAACUCUGAAUCACAACAGGGUAUCAAUGAAUUUCGAACUGAAAUUGAAAUGCUGUCGCAUUUUCGUCAUCGCCACUUGGUGGCUCUAAUUGGGUACUGUGAUGAGCAGAACGAGAUGAUCUUGAUAUACGAGUACAUGAAAAACGGGACACUCAAGAGCCACUUGUAUGGUUCGGGUAAUCCUAGUUUGAGCUGGAAACAGCGACUUGAGAUAUGCAUUGGCUCAGCCAGAGGUCUCUACUAUCUUCACACAGGAUCAGCAAAACCUAUCAUUCAUCGCGAUGUUAAAACAGCAAAUAUAUUGCUAGAUGAGAACCUCAUGGCCAAAGUUGCAGAUUUUGGUCUAUCAAAAGCUGGUCCUGAUAUAGAUAAAACACAUGUUACCACAGCUGUGAAAGGAAGUUUUGGUUACCUAGAUCCCGAGUAUCUCAUACGACAACAACUGACUGAAAAAUCAGAUGUUUACUCCUUCGGUGUUGUCUUGUUCGAGGUUCUGUGUGGGAGGCCGGUAAUUGACCCUUCACUUCCUCGCGAUAUGGUAAAUUUGGUCGAAUGGGCAAUGAAAUUACAAAAGAAAGGAGAAUUCGAAAAAAUUAUCGAUCCUAGUAUUGCAGAUCAAAUCAAAACCCAGUCAUUGAUCAAAUUCAUUGAGACGGCUGAAAAAUGCUUGGCUGAAUGUGGUCUUGAUCGCCCUACGAUGGGAGAAGUACUGUGGAAUUUAGAGUAUGCCCUUCAACUUCAGGAGGAUGAAACGGCGUCUAAUGGAAGUGAUGAUGUCUCUUUACAGAUUGAUGAAGCUAAACCAUUACAAACACUUCCUUCUACCAGACAAUACAGCAUGGGAAGUGCUGGAGAUAUUGUUGAUAUUUCAAUGAACACAGUUUUUUCACAAAUGAGAGAUGGGAAUCUGAGGCAAUAGUUUAUGGAUACAUUAAAAAUUAUGAACUUCCACUCUAUCAUUCUUUCAAAUUGCACAAUUAUUAUGGGUUAAUUUCAUGUACAGAACAUUUGUUUUGGUAAGUUUUAUUUGUUGUUCAAGUUCAAUUCAUUCUUUUAUUCCCUUUUUUGUAUGAGCCAGAAAUUUGCGAUUGUGGCUUGCAAUUUGUGCACAAAAUCAUUCUUUUACUUAUAUAUUAAAGCAAAUUCUUGUACUAGUCUAUUCAUCAAUCACAAUCGGAGUUGUUUUUAGGUGCCAGACCGCUAUGAUUUCUUGAA
This is a messenger RNA of Amaranthus tricolor (Joseph's coat), 3266 nucleotides long. Its product is annotated as receptor-like protein kinase HERK 1. Gene Ontology annotation, cellular component: plasma membrane; plasmodesma. Gene Ontology annotation, biological process: protein autophosphorylation. Gene Ontology annotation, molecular function: transmembrane receptor protein tyrosine kinase activity; ATP binding. The record is from RefSeq and is a predicted model, not a curated record. The transcript has a single exon. NCBI's taxonomy places the organism in Eukaryota, Viridiplantae, Streptophyta, Magnoliopsida, Caryophyllales, Amaranthaceae. The coding region runs from base 553 to 2970 and encodes 805 amino acids.